Molecule: messenger RNA, 24360 nt
Organism: Porites lobata
Lineage: Eukaryota; Metazoa; Cnidaria; Anthozoa; Scleractinia; Poritidae
Source: the annotation of a GenBank genome assembly
AAAAAUAUUUCGCCGUUUCCUAUUGGCUAAAAUCACCCGCAUAAUUCAUCAUAACCAGCUACUGUUGAUCAAACUUGGAAUAUUUUUUUCAUAUUGAACCGGUGACGUCAAAAGUGCAGCAGAGUUGAAGAUUAUUGAACCAUUAACCAAGAAAACCUGGAAACGAGUUUGAUUUGUUUUCGAACUGAGUAAUGGCAGAACAUUUUACUCGUUUCACGACGAAACUAUUGUGUAUAACCUGGAAGGAACAGCAAAAAGACAACUCGACGAACAUCUGCUAUUUGGAGAAUAUUUGCAGACCCGAAAAGCCCUUUAUCUCAUGAACGUCCCGAUAAAGAUCCACUAUCGAUAUGGACUUAACAUCGAUGGAGGUAAGCAUAUUUUAGCUUGUUUUUACACUUGGAAUAAUUUUAAAUGAAUAAUAAAGCAAUCGGCCUCUGUGGAUAAUACCCUCCUGGAUUUGCAGAAUUUUUCAUAUCCUACUCAGCUUCAUUCAGUAAUUGCUAAAUAGCUGCUGGCUAAAUAAAAAGUCUAUGUAAUCAGUUGCAAUUUAUUAUUUGUUGGCGAGGGGGUGGGGACAGGGGCAUGGAAAGGAGCAUUUGAGCACUCUCUGAUAGUGAUUUUUAAAAAAACGAGAAUAACACAAACCAAGUAGAGAAUAGAGCCACAAUUUUUGAGAGAGACAAGAAGGACAUCGUUGUAGCUGUCACCGCGUCAGUCGUAAGCAGUUGUAUUCCAAAUUGAAAGUCAAAUAAAAAGAUAAAAAUCGGUUAAAAGUUAUUGACCAUUCUCUGCGCUUUCAAUGUUCAACCGGUGCUUCCCAGACACUCUAGACAACGUCUCGAUUGCGACGGAACAUUCGCUGCAAAAAGGACUUUUGAGACAGUUACUAGGGACUGGGGACAAAAUUAGUAACAAUCUUGGUAAGAAUUAUUAAGGGAAUCUUGGGAAAAUUCUUGGUAAGAAUUACUACGGGAGUCUUCGCAAGAAUCUUGGAAAGAUUUACUACAGUAAUCUUGGCAACAAUCUUGGUAAGAAUUACUACGGGAAUCUUGGUAAGAGUCUUGACAACAUUUACUACGGGAAUCUUGGUAAGAAUUCCAAAGCAAUCUUGCCAAGAAUCUUCUCAAGAAUUACUACGGGAAUCUUAGAGUCUUGGCAAGAUUUACUACGGGAAUCUUGGCGAGAAUUACUAAGGGAAUCGUUAAAGGAAUCUUGGUAAGAAUUACUACGGAAAUCUUGACAAGAAUCUUGGCAAGAUUUACUACGGCAAUCUUAGUAAGAAUCUUCGCAAGAAUCUUGGCAAGAUUUACUACAGGAAUCUUGCUAAGAAUCUUGGCAAGAAUUACUACGGAAAUCUCAAAAAGAAUCUUGGCAAGAAUUACUACGGGAAUCUCAAAAAGAAUCUUGACAAGUUUUACCACGGAAAUCUUGGUAAGAAUAUUGCCAAGGUUUACUACGGGAAUCUUGGCAAGAAUCUUGGGAAGAAUUACUACGGGAAUCUUGGCAAGAUUUACUACGGGAAUCUUCGUUAGAAUCUUCCCAAGAUUUACUACGGGAAUCUUGGCAAGAAUCUUGGUAAGAAUUACUACGGGGAUCUUGGUGAGAAUCUUAAUAAGAUUUACUAUGGGAAUCUUGGUAAGAACCUUGGUGAGAAUUACUACGGAAAUCUUGGUAAGAAUCUUGGAAAUAUGUACUAAGGGAAUCUUGGUAAGAAUUACUACGGGAAUCUUUGCAAGAAUCUUGGUAAGAAUCUUGGUAAGAAUUACUACGGGAAUCUUGACAAGAAUGUUGGUAAGAAUUACUACCGGAAUCUUGGUAAGAAUCUUGGGGAGAAUUACUACGGGAAUCUUGACAAGAAUCUUGGCAAGUUUUACUACUGAAAUCUUGGUAAGAAUCUUGGCAAGAAUGUUGGUAAAGAAUUACUACGGGAAUCAUGGUAAGAAUCUUGGUAAGAAUUACUACGGGAAUCUUGGAAAGAAUCUUGGGAAGAAUUACUACGGGAAUCUUGACAAGAAUCUUGGCAAGUUUUACCACGGAAAUAUUGGUAAGAAUCAUCGCAAGAUAUACUACGGGAAUCUUGGCAAGAAUCUUGGAAAUAUGUACUACGGGAAUCCUGGUAAGAAUUAUUACGGGAAUCUUGGCAAGAAUCUUGGUAAGAAUUACUACGGGAAUCUUGGUAAGAAUCUUGGUAAGAAUUACUACGGUAAUCUUGGCAAUAGUCUUGGGAAGAAUUUAUAUGGGAAUCUUGACAAGACUCUUAAAAAAAUAGUAAGGGAAUCUUGGCAAGAAACGUGGUAACAAUUACUACGGGAAUGUUGGUAAGAAUCUUGGCAAUAAUUACUACGGGAAUGUUGGCAAAAUCUCGGUAAGAGUUGCUACGGGAAUCUUGGCAAGAAUCUUGGUAAGAAUUACUGCAGGAAUCUUGGGAAGAAUCUUUGGAAGAAUUACUACGGGAAUCUUAGUAAGAAUCUUGGGAAGAAUUACUACGGGAAUCUUGGUAAGAAUCUUGGGAAGAAUUACUAAGGGAAUCUUGGCAAGAAUGUUGGCAAGAUUUGCCACGGGAAUCUUUGUAAGAAUCUUGAGAGGAAUCACUAAGGGAAUCUUGGCAAGAAUGUUGGGAAGAGUUUAAGGUAAUCUUGGCAAGAAUCUUGGUAAGAAUUACUACGGGGAUCUUGGUAAGAAUCUUGGCAAGAGUCUUGGGAACAAUUACUACCGGAAUUUUGGCGAUGGAUCUAUAGAUCGCUGCAUCGGUAGAUCGCUGGAUCUGUAGAUCGCUCGAUCGGUAGAUCGCUGCAUCUGUAGAUCGCCGGAUCGGUAGAUCGAUGGAUGUAUAGAUCGCUGGAUCUGGAAAUCGCUGGAUCGGUAGAUCGAUGGAUCUGAAGAUCGCUUGAUCGGUAGAUCGCUGCAUCUGUAGAUCGCUCGAUCGGUAGAUCGAUCGAUCUAUAGAUCGCUGGAUCUAUAGAUCGCUGGAUCGGUGGAUCGCUGCAUCUCGAGAUCGCCGGAUCGGUAUAUCGAUGGAUGUAUAGAUCGCUGGAUCUGAAUAUCGCUGAAUCGGUAGAUCGAUGGAUCUGUAGAUCGCUGGAUCGGUAGAUCGCUGCAUCUGUAGAUCGGCCGAUCGGUAGAUCGAUUGAUCUAUAGAUCGCUGGAUCUGUAGAUCGCUGGAUCGGUAGAUCCCUUCAUCUGUAUAUCGCAGGAUCGGUAGAUCGCUGAAUCUAUUGAUCGCUAGAUCGGUAGAUCGCUGGAUCUGUAGAUCGCUGGAUCUAUAGAUCGCUUUAUUGGUAGAUCGCUGCAUCAGUAGUUCGCUUGAUCGGUAGAUCGAUUGAUCUAUAGAUCGCUUGAUCGGUAAGUCGAUAAAUCUUUAGAUCUCUGCACCGGUAUUUCGCUGGAUCUCUAGAUCGCUGGAUCGGUAGGUGGAUAGAUCUAUAGAGCACUCGAUAGGUAGAUCGCUGGAUCGGUAGGAGGAUGGAUCUAUAGAUUGCUGGAUCUGUAGAUCGCUGGAUCGGUAGAUCGAUGGAUCUAGAGAUCGCUGAAUGUAUUGAUCGCUGGAUCAGUAGAUAGCUGCAUCUGUAGUUCGGUGGAUCGGUAGAUCGAUUGAUCUAUAGAUCGCUCGAUCUAUAGAUCGCUGGAUCGGUAGAUCGCCGCAUCUGUAGAUCGCCGGAUCGGUAGAUCGCUUGAUCUGUAGAUCGCUGGAUCGGAAGAUCGGUAGAUCCGUGAAUCUGUAGAUCGCUGGAUCGGUAGAUCGCUGCAUCUGUAGAUCGCCGAAUCGGUACAUCGAGGGAUUUGUAGAUUGCUGGAUCUGUAGAUCGCUUGAUCUGUCGAUCGCUGCCUCUGUAGAUCGCUGCAUCGGUACAUCGAUGGAUCUGUAAAUCGCUGCAUCGGUAGAUGGAUGGAUCUAUAGAUCGCUGGAUCGGUAGAUCGCUGAAUCUAUUGAUCGCUGGAUCUACGGAUCGCUGGAUCGGUAGAUCGCUGCAUCUGUAGUUCGCUGGAUCGGUAGAUCGAUGGAUCUAUAGAUCACAAAAUCGGUAAAUCGAUGGAUCUGUAGAUCGCUGCACUGGUAUUUCGCUAGAUCUGUAGAUUGCUUGAUCUGUACAUCGCUGCAUCUGUAGUUCGCUGGAUCGGUAGAUCGCUGCAUCUGUAGGUCGCUGGAUCGGUAGAUCGAUGGAUCUAUAGAUCGCUCGAUCUGUACAUCUCUUGAUCGAUAAAUCGAUGGAUCUGUAAAUCGCUGCACCGGUAGUUCGCUGCGGCUAUAGAUCGCUGGAUCUCUAGAUCGCUGCAUCGUUAGAUCGCUGGAUCGGUACAUCGAUCGAUCUGUAGAUCGCUGGAUCGGUAGAUCGAUGAAUCUAUAGAUUGCUGGAUCUGUAGAUCGCUGGAUCGGUAGAUCGCUGCAUCUGUAGAUCGCCGGAUCGGUAGAUCGAUGGAUCUAUAGAUCGCUGGAUCUGUAGAUCGCUGGAUCGGUAGAUCGCUGCAUCUGUAGAUCGCUGGAUCGGUAGAUCUAUUGAUCGCUAGAUCGUUAGAUCGCUGGAUCUGUAGAUCGCUGGAUCUGUAGAUCGCUUGAUUGGUAGAUCGCUGCAUCUGUAGUUCGCUGGAUCGGUAGAUCAAUUGAUCUAUAGAUCGCUGGAUCAGUAAAUCGAUGGAUCUGUAGAUCGCUGCACAGCUAUUUCGCUCGAUCUCUAGAUCGCUGGGUCAGUAGGUCGAUGGAUCUAAAGAGCGCUUCAUCGGUAGAUCUCUGGAUCAGUAAGUCGAUGGAUCGGUAAAUCCUGGAUCGGUAGAUCGAUGGAUCUAUAAAUUGCUGGAUCUGUAGAUCGCGGGACCUAUAGAUCGCUGGAUCGCUAGAUCGCUGCAUCUGCAGAUCGCUCGAUCGGUAGAUCGAUGGAUCUAUAGAUCGCUGGAUAUGGAGAUCGCUGGAUCGGUAGAUCGAUAGAUCUGUAGAUCGCUUGAUCGGCAGGUCGAUUGACCUAUAGAUCGCUCGAUGUGGAGAUCGCUGGAUCGGUAGAUCGAUGGAUCUGUAGAUCGCUGGAUCGGUAGGUCGAUGGACUUAUAGAUCCCUCGAUCGGUAGAUCGCUGCAUCUGUAGAUCGCUUGAUCGGUAGAUCGCUGCAUCUGUAGUUCGCUGGGUCGGUAGAUCGAUUGAUCUAUAGAUCGCUUGAUCGGUAAAUCGAUGGAUCUGUAAACCGCUGCACCGGUAUUUCGCUGGAUCUCUAGAUCGCUGGAUCGGUAGGUCGAUGGAUCUAAAGAUCGUUUGAUCGGUAGAUCGCUGGAUCGCUAGGUCGACGGAUCUGUAAAGCCUGGAUCGGUGGAUCGAUGGUUCUACAGAUUGGUGGAUCUGUAGAUCCCUGGAUCUCUAGAUCGCUGGGUCUGUAGAUCGCUGCAUCUGUAGAUCGCUGGAUAGGUAGAUCGCUGGAUGUGUAGAUCGCUAGAUCUAUAGAUCGAUUGAUCGGAACAUCGCUGCAUCUGUAGUUCGCUGAAUCCGUAAAUGGAUGGAUGUAUAGAUCGCUGGAUCUGUAGAUCGCUGGAUCUGUAGAUCAAUUUAUCUAUAGAUCGCUGAAUCUGUAGAUCGCAGUUUUCGUAAAUCGCUGGAUUGGUAGAUCGCUGGAUCUAUAGAUCGCUGGAUCGGUAGAUCGCUGGAUCUGUAGAUCGCUGGAUCUAUAGAUCGCUGGAUCUGUACAUCCCUGGAUCGGUAAAUCAAUCGAUCUGUAGAUGCCUGCACCGGUAGUUCCAUAGGUCUAUAGAUCGCUGGAUCUCUAGAUCGCUGGAUUAGUAGGUCGAUGGAUCUAUACAUUGCUGGAUCGGUAGAUCGGUGGAUCUGUAAAACCUGAAUCGGUAGAUCCAUUGAUCUGUAGAUUGCUGGAUCUGUAGAUCGCUGCAUUCUUAGAUCGCUUGAUCGGUAGAUCGAUUGAUCUGUAGAUUGCUUGAUCGGUAGAUCGAUUGAUCUAUAGAUCGAUGGAUCUGUAGAUCGCUGGAUCAGUAGAUCGAUGGAUCUAUAGAUCGCUUGAUCUGUAGAUCGCUGGAUCUAUAGCUCGCUUGAUUGGUAGAUCGCUGCAUCUGUAUUUCGCUGGAUCAGUAGAUGGAUUGAUCUAUAGAUCGCUGGAUCGGUAAAUCGAUGGAUCUGUAGAUCGCUGCACAGGUAUUUCGCUGGAUCUCUAGAUCGCUGGGUUGGUAGGUCAAUGGAUCUAUAGAGCGCUCGAUCGGUAGAUCGCUGGAUCGGUAGGUUGAUGGAUCUGUAGAUCCUGGAUCGGUAGAUCGAUGGAUCUAUAAAUUGCUAGAUCUGUAGAUCGCUGGAUCUAUAGACCGCUGGAUCACUAGAUCGCUAGAUCGCUGUAUCUGUAGACCGCUGGAUCGGUAGAUCGAUGCAUCUAUAGAACGCUGGAUCUGGAGACCGCUGGAUCGGAAGAUCGAUAGAUCUGUAGAUCGCUGGAUCGGCAGGUCGAUGGACCUAUAGAUCUCUGGAUCUGGAGAUCGCUGGAUCGGUAGAUGGAUGGAUCUGUAGAUUGCUGGAUCGGUAGAUCGCUGCAUCUGUAGUUCGCUGGAUCGGUAGAUCGACUUAUCUAUAGAUCGCUGGAUCGGUAAAUCGAUCGAUCUGUAAACCGCUGCACUGGUAUGUCGCUGGAUCUCUAGAUCGGUGGAUCGGUAGGUCGAUGGAUCUAUAGAUCGCUGGAUCGGUAGAUCGCUGGAUCGCUAGGUCGACGGAUCUGUAAAGCCUUGAUCGGUGGAUCGAUUGUUCUACAGAUUGCUGGAUCUGUAGAUCGCUGGAUCUCUAGAUCGCUGGGUCGGUAGAUCGCUGCAUCUGUAGAUCGCUGGAUGUGUAGAUCGCUGGAUCUAUAGAUCGCUGGAUCGGUAGAUCGCUGCAUCUGUAGUUCGCUGAAUCGGUAAAUGGAUGGAUCUAUAGAUCGCUGGAUCUGUAGAUCGCUGGAUCUGUAGAUCAAUGGAUAUAUAGAUCGCUGAAUCUGUAGAUCGCGUUUUUAGUAGAUCGCUGGAUUGGUAGAUCGAUGAAUCUGUAGAUCGUGGAUUUAUAGAUCGCUCGAUCCAUAGAUCGCUGCAUCUAUAGAUCUCUGGAUCUAUAGAUCGCUCGAUCGGUACAUCGGUGGAUCUGUUAUCGCUUGAUCGGUAGGUCUAUGGACCUAUAGAUCGCUGGAUCAGUAGAUCGCUGCAUCUGUAGAUCGCCAGAUCGGUAGAUCGAUGGAUCUGUAGAUCGCUGGAUUUAUAGAUCGCUUGAUUGGUAGAUCGCUGCAUCUGUAGUUCGCUGGAUCAGUAGAUGGAUUGAUCUAUAGAUCGCUGGAUCGGUAAAUCGAUAGAUCUGUAGAUCGCUGCACCGGUAUUUCGCUGGAUCGGUAGGUCGAGGGAUCUAUAGAGCGCUGGAUCAGUAAAUCGCUGGAUCGGUAGAUUGCUGAAUCUAUUGAUCGCUGGAUCGGUAGAUCGCUGGAUCUGUAGAUCGUUGCAUCUGUAGUUCCCUCGAUCGGUAGAUGGAUUGAUCUAUAGAUCGCUUGAUCGGUAAAUCGAUAGAUCUGUACAUCGCUGCACCGGUAUUUCGCUGGAUCGGUAGAUCGAUGGAUCUGUAAAUCGCUGGAUCGGUAGAUGGAUGGAUCUAUAGAUCGCUGGAUCUGGAGAUCGCUGGAUCGCUAGAUGGCUGGAUCGGUAGAUUGCUUAAUGUAUAGAUCGGUGGAUCAGUAGAUCACUGCAUCUGUAGAUCGCCGGAUCGGUAGAUCGAUGGAUCUAUAGAUCGCCGAGUCUGUAGAUCAGUAGAUCGGUAGAUCGCUGGAUCUGUAGAUCGCCGGAUGGGUAGAUCGAUGGAUCUAAAGAUCGCAGGAUCUGGAGAUCGCUGGAUCGCUAGAUCGCUUAAUGUAUAGAUCGGUGGAUCAGUAGAUCACUGCAUCUGUAGAUCGCCGGAUCGGUAGAUCGAUGGAUCCAUAGAUCGCUGGAUGGGUAGGUCGAUCGACCUAUACAUAGUUGGAUCUUUAGAUUGCUGGAUCUAUAGAUCGCUAGAUCGGUAGAUCGAUCGAUCUGUAGAUUGCUCGAUCGGUAGGUCGAUGGAUCUCUAAAUCGCUGGAUCGGUAGAUCGAUUGAUCUCUAGAUCGCUAAAUCUGUAGAUCACUGGAUUCAAUGAUCGUGGAUCUGUAGAUCGCUGGAUGUGUAGAUCGCUGGAUCGGUAAAUCGAUGGAUCUGUAGAUCGCUGGAUCGAUAGAUCGAUGGAUCGGUAGUUCGCUGCAUCUGUACAUCGCUGGAUCACUAGAUUGUUGGAUCUGUAGAUCGCUAGAUCGGUAGAUCGAUGGGUCUGUAGAUCGCUGGAUCGAUAGGUCGAUGGAUCUAUUGAUCCAUUGAUCUCUAGAUCGUUCGAUCUGUAGAUCGCUGAAUCUAUAGAUCGCUAGAUCUAUGAACCUCUAGAUUGUUAGAUCGCAGGAUCUCUAGCUCGCAGGAUCUAGAGAUUGCUGGAUCGGUACAUCUCUGCAUCUGUAGUUCGCUCGAUCGGUAGAUCGCUGCAUCUGUAGGUCGCUGGAUCGGUAGAUCGAUGGAUCGAGAGAUCGCUAGAUCUGUACAUCCCUUGAUCGAUAAAUCGAUGGAUCUGUAGAUCGCUGCACCGGUAGUUCGAUUGGUCUAUAGAUCGCUGAAUCUCUAGAUCGCUGCAUCGUUAGAUCGCUGGAUCGGUAGAUCGAUGAAUCUAUAGAUCGCUGGAUCUGUAGAUCGCUGGAUCGGUAGAUCGCUGCAUCUGUAGAUCGCCGGAUCGGUAGAUCGAUGGAUCUAUAGAUCGCUGGAUCUGUAGAUCGCUGGAUCGGUAGAUCGCUGCAUCUGUAGAUCGCUGGAUCGGUAGAUCGCUGGAUCUAUUGAUCGCUAGAUCGGUAGAUCGCUGGAUCUGUAGAUCGCUGGAUCUAUAGAUCGCUUGAUUGGUAGAUCGCUGCAUCUGUAGUUCGCUGGAUCGGUAGAUCAAUUGAUCUAUAGAUCGCUGGAUCAGUAAAUCGAUGGAUCUGUAGAUCGCUGCACAGCUAUUUCGCUCGAUCUCUAGAUCGCUGGGUCAGUAGGUCGAUGGAUCUAUAGAGCGCUUCAUCGGUAGAUCUCUGGAUCAGUAGGUCGAUGGAUCGGUAAAUCCUGGAUCGGUAGAUCGAUGGAUCUAUAAAUUGCUGGAUCUGUAGAUUGCUGGACCUAUAGAUCGCUGGAUCGCUAGAUCGCUGCAUCUGUAGAUCGCUCGAUCGGUAGAUCGAUGGAUCUAUAGAUCGCUGGAUAUGGAGAUCGCUGGAUCGGUAGAUCGAUAGAUCUGUAGAUCGCUUGAUCGGCAGGUCGAUUGACCUAUAGAUCGCUCGAUGUGGAGAUCGCUGGAUCGGUAGAUCGAUGGAUCGGUAGAUCGCUGCAUCUGUAGGUCGAUGGAUCGGUAGAUCGAUGGAUCUAUAGAUCGCUGCAUCUGUAGAUCGCUUGAUCGGUAGAUCGCUGCAUCUGUAGAUCGCUUGAUCGGUAGAUCGCUGAAUCUAUUGAUCGCUUGAUCGGUAGAUCGCUGCAUCUGUCUUUCGCUGGAUCGGUAGAUCGAUUGAUCUAUAGAUCGCUUGAUCGGUAAAUCGAUGGAUCUGUAAACCGCUGCACCGGUAUUUCGCUGGAUCUCUAGAUCGCUGGAUCGGUAGGUCGAUGGAUCUAAAGAUCGUUUGAUCGGUAGAUCGCUGGAUCACUAGGUCGACGGAUCUGUAAAGCCUGGAUCGGUGGAUCGAUGGUUCUGCAGAUUGGUGGAUCUGUAGAUCGCUGGGUCUGUAGAUCGCUGCAUCUGUAGAUCGCUGGAUAGGUAGAUCGCUGGAUGUGUAGAUCGCUGGAUCUAUAGAUCGCUUGAUCGGAACAUCGCUGCAUCUGUAGUUCGCUGAAUCCGUAAAUGGAUGGAUGUAUAGAUCGCUGGAUCUGUAGAUCGCUGGAUCUGUAGAUCAAUUUAUCUAUAGAUCGCUGAAUCUGUAGAUCGCAGUUUUCGUAAAUCGCUGGAUUGGUAGAUCGCUGGAUCUAUAGAUCGCUGGAUCGGUAGAUCGCUGGAUCUGUACAUCCCUGGAUCGGUAAAUCAAUCGAUCUGUAGAUGCCUGCACCAGUAGUUCCAUAGGUCUAUAGAUCGCUGGAUCUCUAGAUCGCUGGAUUAGUAGGUCGAUGGAUCUAUACAUUGCUGGAUCGGUAGAUCGCUGGAUCUGUAAAACCUGAAUCGGUAGAUCCAUUGAUCUGUAGGUUGCUGGAUCUGUAGAUCGCUGCAUUCUUAGAUCGCUUGAUCGGUAGAUCGAUUGAUCUGUAGAUUGCUUGAUCGGUAGAUCGAUUGAUCUAUAGAUCGCUGGAUCUGUAGAUCGCUGGAUCAGUAGAUCGAUUGAUCUAUAGAUCGCUUGAUCUGUAGAUCGCUGGAUCUAUAGCUCGCUUGAUUGGUAGAUCGCUGCAUCUGUAGUUCGCUGGAUCAGUGGAUCGAUUGAUCUAUAGAUCGCUGGAUCGGUAAAUCGAUGGAUCUGUAGAUCGCUGCACAGGUAUUUCGCUGGAUCUCUAGAUCGCUGGGUUGGUAGGUCAAUGGAUUUAUAGAGCGCUCGAUCGGUAGAUCGCUGGUUCGGUAGGUCGAUGGAUCUGUAAAUCCUGGAUCGGUAGAUCGAUGGAUCUAUAAAUUGCUAGAUCUGUAGAUCGCUGGAUCUAUAGAUCGCUGGAUCGCUAGAUCGCUAGAUCGCUAGAUCGCUGUAUCUGUAGACCGCUGGAUCGGUAGAUCGAUGCAUCUAUAGAACGCUGGAUCUGGAGACCGCUGGAUCGGAAGAUCGAUAGAUCUGUAGAUCGCUGGAUCGGCAGGUCGAUGGACCUAUAGAUCCCUGGAUCUGGUGAUCGCUGGAUCGGUAGAUGGAUGGAUCUGUAGAUCGCUGGAUCGGUAGAUCGCUGCAUCUGUAGAUCGCUGGAUCGGUAGAUCGCUGCAUCUGUAGUUCGCUGGAUCGGUAGAUCGACUUAUCUGUAGAUCGCUGGAUCGGUAAAUCGAUCGAUCUGUAAACCGCUGCACUGGUAUGUCGCUGGAUCUCUAGAUCGCUGGAUCGGUAGGUCGAUGGAUCUAUAGAUCGCUGGAUCGGUAGAUCGCUGGAUCGCUAGGUCGACGGAUCUGUAACGCCUUGAUCGGUGGAUCGAUUGUUCUACAGAUUGCUGGAUCUGUAGAUCGCUGGAUCGCUAGAUCGCUUAAUGUAUAGAUCGGUGGAUCAGUAGAUCACUGCAUCUGUAGAUCGCCGGAUCGGUAGAUCGAUGGAUCUAUAGAUCGCUGGAUGGGUAGGUCGAUCGACCUAUACAUAGUUGGAUCUUUAGAUUGCUGGAUCUAUAGAUCGCUAGAUCGGUAGAUCGAUCGAUCUGUAGAUUGCUCGAUCGGUAGGUCGAUGGAUCUCUAAAUCGCUGGAUCGGUAGAUCGAUUGAUCUCUAGAUCGCUAAAUCUGUAGAUCACUGGAUUCAAUGAUCGUGGAUCUGUAGAUCGCUGGAUGUGUAGAUCGCUGGAUCGGUAAAUCGAUGGAUCUGUAGAUCGCUGGAUCGAUAGAUCGAUGGAUCGGUAGUUCGCUGCAUCUGUACAUCGCUGGAUCACUAGAUUGUUGGAUCUGUAGAUCGCUAGAUCGGUAGAUCGAUGGGUCUGUAGAUCGCUGGAUCGAUAGGUCGAUGGAUCUAUUGAUCCAUUGAUCUCUAGAUCGUUCGAUCUGUAGAUCGCUGAAUCUAUAGAUCGCUAGAUCUAUGAACCUCUAGAUUGUUAGAUCGCAGGAUCUCUAGCUCGCAGGAUCUAUAGAUCGCUGGAUCGGUAGGUCCCUGGAUCUGUAGAUAGCUGGAUCGGUAGAUCGCUGCAUCUGUAGUUCGCUGGAUCGGUAGAUCGAUGGAUCUAUAGAUCGCUCGAUCUGUACAUCCCUUGAUCGAUAAAUCGAUGGAUCUGUAGAUCGCUGCACCGGUAGUUCGCUGCGGCUAUAGAUCGCUGGAUCUCUAGAUCGCUGCAUCGUUAGAUCGCUGGAUCGGUACAUCGAUCGAUCUGUAGAUCGCUGGAUCGGUAGAUCGAUGAAUCUAUAGAUUGCUGGAUCUGUAGAUCGCUGGAUCGGUAGAUCGCUGGAUCUGUAGAUCGCUGGAUCGGUAGAUCGCUGCAUCUGUAGAUCGCUGGAUCGGUAGAUCGCUGGAUCUAUUGAUCGCUAGAUCGGUAGAUCGCUGGAUCUGUAGAUCGCUGGAUCUAUAGAUCGCUUGAUUGGUAGAUCGCUGCAUCUGUAGUUCGCUGGAUCGGUAGAUCAAUUGAUCUAUAGAUCGCUGGAUCAGUAAAUCGAUGGAUCUGUAGAUCGCUGCACAGCUAUUUCGCUCGAUCUCUAGAUCGCUGGGUCAGUAGGUCGAUGGAUCUAUAGAGCGCUUCAUCGGUAGAUCUCUGGAUCAGUAGGUCGAUGGAUCGGUAAAUCCUGGAUCGGUAGAUCGAUGGAUCUAUAAAUUGCUGGAUCUGUAGAUUGCUGGACCUAUAGAUCGCUGGAUCGCUAGAUCGCUGCAUCUGUAGAUCCCUCGAUCGGUAGAUCGAUGGAUCUAUAGAUCGCUGGAUAUGGAGAUCGCUGGAUCGGUAGAUCGAUAGAUCUGUAGAUCGCUUGAUCGGCAGGUCGAUUGACCUAUAGAUCGCUCGAUGUGGAGAUCGCUGGAUCGGUAGAUCGAUGGAUCGGUAGAUCGCUGCAUCUGUAGGUCGAUGGAUCGGUAGAUCGAUGGAUCUAUAGAUCGCUGCAUCUGUAGAUCGCUUGAUCGGUAGAUCGCUGCAUCUGUAGAUCGCUUGAUCGGUAGAUCGCUGAAUCUAUUGAUCGCUUGAUCGGUAGAUCGCUGCAUCUGUCUUUCGCUGGAUCGGUAGAUCGAUUGAUCUAUAGAUCGCUUGAUCGGUAAAUCGAUGGAUCUGUAAACCGCUGCACCGGUAUUCCGCUGGAUCUCUAGAUCGCUGGAUCGGUAGGUCGAUGGAUCUAAAGAUCGUUUGAUCGGUAGAUCGCUGGAUCACUAGGUCGACGGAUCUGUAAAGCCUGGAUCGGUGGAUCGAUGGUUCUGCAGAUUGGUGGAUCUGUAGAUCGCUUGGUCUGUAGAUCGCUGCAUCUGUAGAUCGCUGGAUAGGUAGAUCGCUGGAUGUGUAGAUCGCUGGAUCUAUAGAUCGCUUGAUCGGAACAUCGCUGCAUCUGUAGUUCGCUGAAUCCGUAAAUGGAUGGAUGUAUAGAUCGCUGGAUCUGUAGAUCGCUGGAUCUGUAGAUCAAUUUAUCUAUAGAUCGCUGAAUCUGUAGAUCGCAGUUUUCGUAAAUCGCUGGAUUGGUAGAUCGCUGGAUCUAUAGAUCGCUGGAUCGGUAGAUCGCUGGAUCUGUAGAUCGCUGGAUCUAUAGAUCGCUGGAUCUGUACAUCCCUGGAUCGGUAAAUCAAUCGAUCUGUAGAUGCCUGCACCAGUAGUUCCAUAGGUCUAUAGAUCGCUGGAUCUCUAGAUCGCUGGAUUAGUAGGUCGAUGGAUCUAUACAUUGCUGGAUCGGUAGAUUGCUGGAUCUGUAAAACCUGAAUCGGUAGAUCCAUUGAUCUGUAGGUUGCUGGAUCUGUAGAUCGCUGCAUUCUUAGAUCGCUUGAUCGGUAGAUCGAUUGAUCUGUAGAUUGCUUGAUCGGUAGAUCGAUUGAUCUAUAGAUCGCUGGAUCUGUAGAUCGCUGGAUCAGUAGAUCGAUUGAUCUAUAGAUCGCUUGAUCUGUAGAUCGCUGGAUCUAUAGCUCGCUUGAUUGGUAGAUCGCUGCAUCUGUAGUUCGCUGGAUCAGUGGAUCGAUUGAUCUAUAGAUCGCUGGAUCGGUAAAUCGAUGGAUCUGUAGAUCGCUGCACAGGUAUUUCGCUGGAUCUCUAGAUCGCUGGGUUGGUAGGUCAAUGGAUUUAUAGAGCGCUCGAUCGGUAGAUCGCUGGUUCGGUAGGUCGAUGGAUCUGUAAAUCCUGGAUCGGUAGAUCGAUGGAUCUAUAAAUUGCUAGAUCUGUAGAUCGCUGGAUCUAUAGAUCGCUGGAUCGCUAGAUCGCUAGAUCGCUAGAUCGCUGUAUCUGUAGACCGCUGGAUCGGUAGAUCGAUGCAUCUAUAGAACGCUGGAUCUGGAGACCGCUGGAUCGGAAGAUCGAUAGAUCUGUAGAUCGCUGGAUCGGCAGGUCGAUGGACCUAUAGAUCCCUGGAUCUGGUGAUCGCUGGAUCGGUAGAUGGAUGGAUCUGUAGAUCGCUGGAUCGGUAGAUCGCUGCAUCUGUAGAUCGCUGGAUCGGUAGAUCGCUGCAUCUGUAGUUCGCUGGAUCGGUAGAUCGACUUAUCUGUAGAUCGCUGGAUCGGUAAAUCGAUCGAUCUGUAAACCGCUGCACUGGUAUGUCGCUGGAUCUCUAGAUCGCUGGAUCGGUAGGUCGAUGGAUCUAUAGAUCGCUGGAUCGGUAGAUCGCUGGAUCGCUAGGUCGACGGAUCUGUAAAGCCUUGAUCGGUGGAUCGAUUGUUCUACAGAUUGCUGGAUCUGUAGAUCGCUGGAUCUAUAGAUCGCUGGAUCGGUAGAUCGCUGCAUCUGUAGAUCGCUGGAUAGGUAGAUCGCUGGAUGUGUAGAUCGCUGGAUCUAUAGAGCGCUGGAUCGGUAGAUCGCUGCAUCUGUAGUUCGCUGAAUCGGUAAAUGGAUGGAUCUAUAGAUCGCUGGAUCUGUAGAUCAAUGGAUAUAUAGAUCGCUGAAUCUGUAGAUCGCGUUUUUGGUAGAUCGCUGGAUUGGUAGAUCGAUGAAUCUGUAGAUCGCUGGAUUUAUAGAUCGCUCGAUCCAUAGAUCGCUGCAUCUAUAGAUCUCUGGAUCUAUAGAUCGCUCGAUCGGUACAUCGCUGGAUCUGUAGAUCGCUUGAUCGGUAGGUCUAUGCACCUAUAGAUCGCUGGAUCAGUAGAUCGCUGCAUCUGUAGAUCGCCGGAUCGGUAGAUCGAUGGAUCUAUAGAUCGCUGCAUCUGUAGAUCGCUGGAUCGGUAGAUUGCUGAAUCUAUUGAUCGCUGGAUCGGUAGAUCGCUGGAUCUGUAGAUCGCUGGAUUUAUAGAUCGCUCGAUCCAUAGAUCGCUGCAUCUAUAGAUCUCUGGAUCUAUAGAUCGCUCGAUCGGUACAUCGGUGGAUCUGUAGAUCGCUUGAUCGGUAGGUCUAUGCACCUAUAGAUCGCUGGAUCAGUAGAUCGCUGCAUCUGUAGAUCGCCGGAUCGGUAGAUCGAUGGAUCUAUAGAUCGCUGCAUCUGUAGAUCGCUGGAUCGGUAGAUUGCUGAAUCUAUUGAUCGCUGGAUCGGUAGAUCGCUGGAUCUGUAGAUCGCUGGAUUUAUAGAUCGUUUGAUUGGUAGAUCGCUGCAUCUGUAGUUCGCUGGAUCAGUAGAUGGAUUGAUCUAUAGAUCGCUGGAUCGGUAAAUCGAUAGAUCUGUAGAUCGCUGCACCGGUAUUUCGCUGGAUCGGUAGGUCGAGGGAUCUAUAGAGCGCUGGAUCAGUAAAUCGCUGGAUCGGUAGAUUGCUGAAUCUAUUGAUCGCUGGAUCGGUAGAUCGCUGGAUCUGUAGAUCGCUUGAUUGGUAGAUCGUUGCAUCUGUAGUUCCCUCGAUCGGUAGAUGGAUUGAUCUAUAGAUCGCUUGAUCGGUAAAUCGAUAGAUCUGUACAUCGCUGCACCGGUAUUUCGCUGGAUCGGUAGAUCGAUGGAUCUGUAAAUCGCUGGAUCGGUAGAUGGAUGGAUCUAUGGAUCGCUGGAUCUGGAGAUCGCUGGAUCGCUAGAUGGCUGGAUCGGUAGAUCGCUUAAUGUAUAGAUCGGUGGAUCAGUAGAUCACUGCAUCUGUAGAUCGCCGGAUCGGUAGAUCGAUGGAUCUAUAGAUCGCCGAGUCUGUAGAUCACUAGAUCGGUAGAUCGCUGGAUCUUGAUGUGAAUUCAAUACAGUUAACUCUGAGUCACGAUUUAGAUAACCUAAACAAAUGGCUUAUUUCCAAUAAACUUACUUUGAACACUUCUAAAACUGAAUUCAUGCUAAUUGGCUCCAGACAAAAAUUGAGUACUUUGUCGAACCCACUUGAGCUCUCGAUUAAUAAUGUUCCGAUAGAACACGUUUCCUCUGUCAAAUCGCUUGGAAUAUUUAUUGAUGAAAAUCUACGGUGGCAAACACACAUUGAUAAAUUAUCUAAAAAGGUCGCUUCCGGAAUUGGAGCAAUAAAAAGAAUUAGACCUUUUGUCCCUCCACCUACCCUUCACUAUAUAUACAACUCACUAAUUCAAUCUCAUUUCGAUUAUUGCAAUCUUGUCUGGGGUAAUUGUGGUAAAACAUUAUUUGACAGGCUACAGAAGCUUCAGAACCGUGCCGCUCGCGUUUUAACCUUCUCUAGCUAUGAUGCUGAUGCUAACCGUUUGAUUAGACAACUCGAUUGGAAAGACUUGAGCACUCAAUUUCAAAUACAGAAAUCCAUAAUGGUAUACAAGUCUUUAAAUGGCCUUGUUCCUGAAUAUUUAUCAUCUAAGUUUGUUAAACGAAAUGAAACGCGUUACUCCCUGAGGGACUCUGUUAACAAACUAUUUGUCCCAUUUCCGCGAACUAAUUUCAUGAAAAACAGCUUUACUUAUAGCGGAACAGUUCUCUGGAACAGCCUACCCUGUCAUGUGAGAGAAGCCGAAUCUCUUAGUCAAUUUAAAAGAUUAGUUAAUGUUCAUUUUUAAUGUUAUACACGGCAUUCAUGAAAAACAGGUUUUAGUUAGAUUAGUUGUAGUCAGGUUUUGAAUUUUGUUUAGGAUAGUUAGGUUAUUUUUAAUUUUUUUAAAUUCCUGAUGGAUUUUACCGUGUUUAAAUAAAGAUUGACUUGACUUGACUUGACUGUAGAUCGCCGGAUGGGUAGAUCGAUGGAUCUAUAGAUCGCAGUUUCUGGAGAUCGCUGGAUCGCUAGAUGGCUGGAUCGGUAGAUCGCUUAAUGUAUAGAUCGGUGGAUCAGUAGAUCACUGCAUCUGUAGAUCGCCGGAUCGGUAGAUCGAUGGAUCUAUAGAUCGCUGGAUGGGUAGGUCGAUCGACCUAUACAUAGUUGGAUCUUUAGAUUGCUGGAUCUAUAGAUCGCUAGAUCGGUAUAUCGAUCGAUCUGUAGAUUGCUUGAUUGGUAGGUCGAUGGAUCUCUAGAUCGCUAAAUCUGUAGAUGGCUGGAUUCAAUGAUCGUGGAUCGGUAGAUGGCUGGAUGUGUAGAUCGCUGGAUCGGUAAAUCGAUGGAUCUGUAGAUCGCUGGAUCGAUAGAUCGAUGGAUCGGUAGAUCGCUGCAUCUGUACAUCGCUGGAUUACUAGAUCGUUGGAUCUGUAGAUCGCUAGAUCGGUAGAUCGAUGGGUCUGUAGAUCGCUGGAUCGAUAGGUCGAUGGAUCUAUUGAUCCAUGGAUCUCUAGAUCGUUCGAUCUGUAGAUCGCUGAAUCUAUAGAUCGCUGGAUCUAUAAAUCUCUAGAUUGUUAGAUCGCUGGAUCUCUAGCUCGCUGGAUCUAUAGAUCGCUGGUCUGUCCCUGGAUCUGUAGAUCGCUGGAUCGGUAGAUCGCUGCAUCUGUAGUUCGCUUGAUCGGUAGAUCGAUGGAUCUAUAGAUCGCUGGAUCUGUACGUCCCUGGAUCAGUAAAUCGAUGGAUCUGUAGAACUGGAUCUCUAGAUCGCUGGAUCGGUAGAUCGAUGGAUCUGUAAAUCCUGGAUCGGCAAAUCGAUGUAUGUAUAGAUUGCUCUCUCUGUAGAUCGCUGGAUCUAUAGAUCUCUGGAUCGGUAGAUCGCUUCAUCUGUAGUUCGCUGGAUCGGUAGAUCGAUGGAUCGGUAGAUCGAUGGAUCUAUAGAUCGCUGGAUCGGUAGAUCACUGGAUCUGUAGAUCGCUGGAUCUAUAGAUGGCUGGAUCGGUACAUCGAUGGAUCUGUAAAUUGCUGGAUCGGUAGAUCGAUGGAUCUAUAGAUUACUGGAUCGGUAGAUCGCUGGAUCGGUAGAUCGAUGGAUCUGUAAAUUGCUGGAUCGGUAGAUCGCUGGAUUUGUAGAACGCGAGAUAGGUAGAUCGAUGGAUCUGUAGAUCGCUGGAUCAGUAGAUCGCUGGAUCGUUAGAUCGCUGCAUCUGUAGAUCGCUUGAUCUUUAGAUCGGUGGAACGGUAGAUCGAUUGAUCUAUAUAUCGGUGGAUCUGUAGGUCGCUGGAUCGUAAGAUCGAUGGAUUUAUAAAUCGCUGGAUCCGUAGAUCGUUGGAUCUGUAGAUCGCUCGAUCUGUAGAUCAAUGGAUCUAUAGAUCGCUGAAUCUGUAGAUUGCUGUUUUGGUAGAUCGCUGGAUCGGUAGAUCGAUAGAUCUGUAGAUCGCUGGAUCAGUAGAUCGCUGGAUCGGUGGAUCGCUAAAUCUGUAGAUCGCUGGAUCGGUAGAUCGCUGCAUCUGUAGAUUGCUGGAUCGGUAGAUCGCUAAAUCUAUAGAUCGCUGGAUCCUGGAUCUGUAGAUCGCUGGAUCGGUAUAUCGCUGCAUCUGUAGUUCGCUGGAUCGGUAGAUCGAUGGAUCUAUAUAUCGCUGGAUCUUUAAAUCGAUGGAUCUGUAGAUCGCUGCAGCGGUAUUCGAUGAGUCUAUAGAUCGCUGGAUCGGUAGGUCGAUGGAUCUAUAGAUCGCUGGAUCGGUAGAUCGCUGGAUAGGUAGGUCGAUGGAUCUGUAAAUCCUUGAUUGGUAGAUCCAUGGAUCUAUAGAUUGCUGUAUCUGUAGAUCGCUGGAUCUAUAGAUCGCUGGAUCGGUAGAUCGCUGCAUGUGUACAUGGCCGGAUCGGUAGAUCGAUGGAUCUGUAGAUCGCUGGAUCGGUAGAUGGAUGGAUCUAUAGAUCGCUGGAUCUGUAGAUCGCUGGAUCGGUAGAUCGAAGGAUCUAUAGAUCGCUGGAUCUGUAGAUCGCUGGAUCAGUAGAUCGCUGGAUCGGUAGAUCGCUGAAUCUAUAGAUCGUCUGGAUCGGUAGAUCGCACCAUCUGUAGAUCAGCGGAUCAGUAGAUCGAUGGAUAUAUAGAUCGCUGAUCUGUUGAUCGCUGGAUCGGUAGGUCGAUGGACCUAUAGAUCGUUGGAUCUGUAGAUUGCUGGAUCUAUAGAUAGAUCGGUAGAUCGAUGGAUCUGUAGAUCCCUGGAUCUGUAAAUCGUUGCACCAGUAGUUCGAUGGGUCUAUAGAUCGCUGGAUCUGUAGAUGGCUGGAUGGGUAGAUCGAUGGAUAUAUAGAUCGCUCUAUCUGUGUGACGUCAGUGGUGAGGUUUUAGAGCGGGGAUGAGCAGGAUUCUGACAUCGCAACUUAAGUUUGAAAAACCGAUAUUGAUAGACACAUCAGUGGAUAGGCUGGCUAGUCUGCUGUAUAUACACUGCGGUGUUAUAAUUGCGGAAAGGAAAUUAGUUUUGUGAAGUUUGCCUCUCUCUUUUUUAAUGUUUGCUACCCAUUACACGCCCCUGGUUGGGCUCCCACAAAUAAAUAUACGCCACUGCAUGGCUACUAGAUCAUUUAGGCUAGUAAAUAUGUAGCUCUUUGCGGCCCUUGAGUUGUUUUUAUAGCAUAUUUAUGCUGUGUUAUUUCCUUUGUGUUUUUAAUAGUCACGAUUUCAAUUGAAUCGUAAAUUGGAAGAAGUCAACGCCCAUUUAGAAGAGCAGGUAUGAAUUUGCAACUACAUUUUUUGUUGGAUGAAUGAUCUAAUAUAUUGUAAACUUGAUUUGAUGUGUGGACACCUUCUUCAUUGAAAUCGGUAGUAAACACAGUUAUCGGUUUACAAGUGUAAGGUUGAAUAUUAUCCAAUUUCCUACUCGAGCCUUAACUUGUGUUUAUAUCUCAAGGUCGUUGUUAGUCUUUUGACACGAUAUAUGAGAGGGUGCCUUAAUUUAUUCGGGUUGAUCAAACUUUGGAACCGGUUAAAUUACGAUUGCAUAAUUUGGCUAGAGUAUUCAUUAGGUGACAGUUUAAAUGAUAUCGCACGAAAGGCAGUUGAGAAUUUGAUUUCGUAAUGAAUUCUCAAGAUAUUUAAUUUUGUUUCUCAUUUUCUCUAGGCCGUGGCCCGAGAGAAACUGGACAAAAUGCGGGAAGAGAACGAAUCGAAGACAAGAAAGCAGUUAGAGAGGACCAUAUCAGGCUUAAAGGUGGGUAGAUCCCCAAAUUUAAUAUUUCAUUGAGAAUUGUCGCAUUGCGGAAAAACAAGAAUCUCUUGGGCUCAAAGUUGCUGCUUUCUCAGUUUCUAUCGCAGUCCUCUCCUCCUAGGUAAUAGCCAAGACGCGUCAAAUUGAAUUAGGCCAUCCGUGUGGCGCAUCCAUUAUUUUCACAUUGCCCACGAUGCACUGUGUCCUGCAACAUUUUGCAUCAACAUUGCUUCAAUUUCUCCUGGAUAUUACAGUCGCCCCUUACAAUUUUUGGUGUGGGGUGAGGCGGGGGGGUGAACAUGGUACAUUAUGGGCGAUGAGAAAAUGUGGAAUAGAGAAUUAACAUAUCUGAAACCAAUCGCUGUAAAACGCGAGAGGCUUCACGUAUAUGAAGUACCCAUCUCUUCAGAACUGUACCUGAUUUGGUUAAAACUUCCCUUUUAUCAAUGAGGGCACUCUGCACAUAUCAAUUUUUUGGCCACUUGAAAAACUGCGUGCAUUUCAAUUGACGUUGGCGUUUACUGUUGCUUUAUCAGGCUGAUGUUGCUAAAAUGCGCGCGGGUUUGCAUGAGAGCCAAACACAAAAAGAAACUUUUGAUGCUGAAGGCAAGAGGUACAAGGUAAGGUUUACUGAUAAUGCUGCUGUCCAUUCACGCAUAUUUGAUGAUGUGUUGUUUCUCUAAUCCAUUUUGCCUUUUACGGUAUGAUUUUUAACCUUAAAAUGUACGUAAGCCUUUUCUUUCUAGUGGCCGGCGGCAAUGCAUAUUAAUUGAUGAAAAAGAAAGUUUUUACUUAAAAAAAAAAAGGUUCAACUACCGCAGGACUGCUGGGACACCAACAUGGCCGCCGUUUUAUGCUUUUUGGAACACCAAUAUUAUAAAGAAUAAACUAAAGUGUAUCUUUCGCGUUUUUUUAGGAUUUGUACCAGAGUGAAUUAAAAUCUAAAGACAAACUCGCCAACCGCUUGUAUAAAGCAAAUGAGAAGAUGGCGGAGUCCCAAGCCUUGCUCAAGUGAGUUGUUACAUGAUGUUCUUUACUUCACCCUCCUGGAAAAAUUAGUACAGUGUGUUUAUGCGAAGAGUUGAUGUGAAAAUUACAUGCUUAAUUGAUAGUAGAAGCGCUCAGGUUGUGUCAGUUGCCCGUUUAUCGAAAUUCUGUAAUUCGGGGGCCCGAAACCAAAUAUUAGUAUGUGUAAUCAAAUGGUGACGAGUGAAAUUAGGGAAUAAUUUCACGCGCGUUUUGUCCAAAUCCUUAUCAUUUAUAGAUUAUUAGGAUUUGGACAGAACGCAAGUGAAAUUAUUCCCUAAUUUCACGAGUAUACCAUUUGGUUACUUAUUAAUAUCAUGGGUGACGAAUUUACGUUAGCAAUCUUAGAUUUCGCCAUGUUUAUACUGGAUCGUAUCCAUCGAGAACUCCACUCUCUCAAUCUCUCAAUCUCUAGAUCGCUGGACCUGUAGAUCGCUGGAUUCAUUGAUUAUGGAUCGGUAGAUCGCUGCAUCUGUAGAUCGCUGGAUCGGUAGAUCGCUGCAUCUGUAGAUCGCUGGAUCGGUAGAUUGAUGGAUCUGUAGAUCGCUGGAUCGGUAGAUCGAUGGAUCUGUAGAUCGCUGGAUCGGUAGAUCGCUGCAUCUGUAGUUCGCCCGAUGGGUAGAUCGAUGGAUCUAUAGAUCGCUAGAUCUGUACAUCUUAUCGAUCGAGAACUCCACUCUCUCAAAUGUUUAGUAAAUUUGGCGUAUAAAGUUCAGAAUUUUUUAGACUUUUUCGGCAAAAUACCUGUUUAGAGUCCGUCUUGAUGUUCUCUUGUGUGUUCAGGUUUUCUAAAGCGUCUUUUUGUGCCCUGACAUCUUCAUUCAGGGCAUUUUAAAACUUCGUCGCCAUCUUGACACUGAGACGUACGGAAGUUACCAUGGCAAUUUUGUAAUUUCACAUGUCGAAUUACAAAUUAACGCUGAAAUUUCGCGCCAAAAUUAAGGAGUAAUUCGUCACUUAUGAUAUUAAAAGUAAAAUCUUAUUGAUAAAAGCGCGGAACUUUAUUUCACAAACCGGUCCAUUUUGUUUUGGUAACUGAUGGUCUUAUCAUGUUAUCUCCAAAACGUUUGGCACCUCGAUCUUGAAUGUAAACAUGUAAACAAAACAGGUUUACGAGGCCGGUAAUCACCAGGCCCCGGUUGCUCAAUAGUUGGGUAACGCUUUCCACCGGAUAAAUCGCUAUCCAGCGGAUACGAAAACCACCUCUUGAACAAACGGGACAGGACGUUCGAGAAACGGACCCCGGGUCCACCUAGUGGCGGGUUAAAGCGGCACUUGAACCCAGUCUCCCCUAGUUACAAGUCUGUUGCCUGGGUCAGUCAGGCACGCUGCCUCGGCAGCAUUAUUUUAAAGUCAAUUUAUUUAUUUAUUUGCCACACACGUGUAAAAAUACAAAUAAUAUAAGAUAAGUAGAAAAAAGGAGUAGUGGCGAGGAGACCUAACAGAAACUAUAGGAGCUUAUGAGAGAUUAGGCGUGCUCCAUCUACGGUCUCUAGCUGUUUACAUCAAGUGAAACAAGAGACGGCGUUAAGUCCAAUGUGGAAAAGAUAUGAUUGUUUUUCAUAUACACUUAUUAAUUUCAUAAAUGAGGAAAGGGAUGGAAAGUUGAUGCCUUUGUUGUCAAGUGAAUUAAAAAACUUGGGUCCUUGAGAAACACUGAAAACUUCUUAGUGUUUUUUCGACAAUAGGGUAGACAGUAGGCCUGGGAUUCUAGUAUUGUAAGAAGGGAAUUGGUUGCUUUGGGAGAACUUGUGAUAAGGUCGCUUCUGUAGAUUAACUCUUGCAUUGUUGUGUUCGUAGUCUCGAAAGAUCACGGAGGAAUUUUGAGGGUUUUCAACGUGGUCCCUCUCCGCAGCCCUUGAUAUCAGACUCUGUGGGCGGUCUAUAUGGCUCACCUGACGUCAGUCCCGAUAGAAUGCACUCAAGGGUAAUGAAAAGUGAUUGUAGUUACACACGCUAGGCUUACAGCGUUAUGUCACAGUAUUUUUUUGUAUAACCUUCAAAAUAUUCCGCGCGAACAAGAACUUAUUACAACUCUUGCAGCUCUUGUUUGAAUAGCGGUUUACUUUGAGAGAGGCUUCUAUGGAAUGCUGAAUACUCCUGAGUAAAUAAUCAUCUGAUUGAUUGAUUGAUUGAUUUUUCUAGGGAGACGGGCAGUUAAUGAAGGCUGUAGAAAAUGAACUUAACAAAAGUAUAAAGCGACAUUUGGAGAGCGGUAAGUACAACCUCAUUGGUAAAACUGAGAAAACAAAGUCAAAUAUGGCUAGCCCGUGAGUGGCUGUCGGUCAGUGCAGACAAGUGAAAAAGCUGGCGAGCAGCGAAAAAUGAGGCGAGCGAAAAAUCAGCGGGAAUAGAGAAGAGGAUAGUAUGGAAGCAUUAUUUUGAAUACCUCCGUCCGCUCACUUCCAGAAAAACCGUUACUCCUGUAAGUGUCAAAUGUCGAAGUGUGCGGUGUUUGAGGGUUUCACACGCUCGUUAUGUUUUUUCAACACCGCGCUCGCAAAGCCAAGUGAUUGAUGUUAGUAUUAACCUAAACCGUGACAAAACUGACCAAUAACAGGUAUUCCAGGAGCUGGUAUACCGGAAUGACAGACUGGCAGACGGACGCUCUCACGCGAUGUGAUAAGGCGUUGUUUUUAAGAAUGUACGUUGAUGUUUCUGAAUUUCUUUUCGCAGCUCCCAUUACAUCCGACCUCGAUCUCAAGCCGAGUCUGCUAAGUGAUAGGGACAGCGUAUCGUAUGAUCCUCUUUCCGCCUCCUCUAAACAGUAUAUGUCCCUUUUAAGGAAAAACUACUUUGUAUAGGGACAAGAAACAGCUCUACUGAGCUCUUUAUAUCGCGAGCUUCUUAGGAUAUCUUAAUUGCGUGAAGAAAAAAAAUUGCCUGAAAGGCUGUAAAGAGAAUUUAUGCAUGUCCAGUCUGCAAAAAUUUCUUAUCGGUCGCUUAGGAUUAAAUUUGUCUCAAGCCUAAAACAAUUUUUAAAUAACAGGAAAAGUUGUUAAAAAUUUCUUUUCCUUGAAUAAUAAAGUUUUUUUAAUACCAAUUUUCAGAAAAAAGAUAAUUAUGUAAUUUAAAGUGUGUAGUAACUUUGUAUAAUUAUAUUAUUAAUAGUUGUACUAUACAGCGAUCCAGUGGACAAACAUUUUUUUACUCAGAUUUAUUUAUUUAUCAUCUAGUUCGCUCGUUGUUAAUCUGACAUUUAUUUUAAACGUUCAUCCCAGACGGCUGUUUUUACUCAAUUAAAAUAUUUUUGCUAGAAUCUGUUGCAUUUUUUCUUUGAUUUUGUAAGGAAGUCUUGUUUAAAACUCUCUUUAGC